Molecule: messenger RNA, 609 nt
Organism: Emys orbicularis (European pond turtle)
Lineage: Eukaryota; Metazoa; Chordata; Testudines; Emydidae
Gene: RRAS
Product: RAS related
Exons: 6
Coding region: 1-609 (202 amino acids)
Biological process (GO): Ras protein signal transduction
Cellular component (GO): plasma membrane
Molecular function (GO): GTP binding; GTPase activity; GDP binding
Source: RefSeq, a predicted model, not a curated record
AUGGCCCCCAAAGAGCCGGGGGCGCCCCAGGAGAAAUACAAGCUAGUGGUGGUGGGAGGGGGCGGCGUGGGGAAGAGCGCCCUGACCAUCCAGUUCAUUCAGUCAUACUUUGUCUCAGACUAUGACCCCACAAUCGAGGACUCCUACACGAAGAUUUGCACCAUCGAUGGGACUGCGACCCGGCUGGACAUCCUGGACACGGCCGGGCAGGAGGAGUUUGGGGCCAUGCGGGAGCAGUACAUGCGCACGGGGGAGGGCUUCCUUCUCAUCUACGCCAUCAAUGACCGCGGCAGCUUCACCGAGAUCAGCAAGUUCCACACCCAGAUCCUGCGGGUCAAAGACCGGGACGACUUUCCCAUGAUCCUCGUGGGCAACAAGGCCGACCUGGACCUGCAGCGCCAGGUGCCCAAGGAGGAGGCGCUGGCCUUCGCCCAGGAGAAUCACAUCCCCUACAUGGAAGCCUCGGCCAAGAUCCGCCUCAACGUAGACGAGUCCUUCCAUGAGGUCGUCCGAGCCAUCAGGAGGUUCCAGGAGCUUGAGACCCCCCCUGCUCCUACUGUGCACCCCACAACUAAAGAGUCCAAUGGCUGCCCCUGCUGCAUCCUGUGA